Messenger RNA from Erythranthe guttata (spotted monkey flower), 1264 nucleotides. RefSeq names its product sec-independent protein translocase protein TATC, chloroplastic. Gene Ontology annotation, biological process: intracellular protein transmembrane transport; protein transport by the Tat complex. Gene Ontology annotation, cellular component: membrane; TAT protein transport complex. Lineage: Eukaryota; Viridiplantae; Streptophyta; Magnoliopsida; Lamiales; Phrymaceae. Gene Ontology annotation, molecular function: proton motive force dependent protein transmembrane transporter activity. The record is from RefSeq and is a predicted model, not a curated record.
AGCUUUAUUCAUUCAUUUGCAGCAAUGGGAACCACAGGAGCUCUUCUCAUCUACAACCCACGCCUAUUCAACAACUCCCUCAAUUGCUUCAAUUGCUUCAACUCUAAAUCUAUCUUCAAUUUCAAGAAAAGGCAACAACACUUCAAGAGAUUUAUUAGCACUACUGUUUGCUCCGCUUUCGAAGAUGCCACCGAAAUCACUCUUAAUGGCGUUGGCCCUCUCAUUGAGGAUAGACUUGAUUCUGGUGAUGAAGCAACAGAAAAUCCGUUUCUGAACAACGGGCUAGAUUAUGAAGGAGGGAAUUCUAUUUACAGUUUUCUUUAUCCGAGUAAGGAGCUACUCCCCGAUGAUAAAGAAAUGAGUAUUUAUGACCAUUUGGAGGAACUGAGAGAUAGAAUUUUUGUUUCGGUUUUGGGUGUUGGAGGUGCCAUUGUUGGUUGUUUUGCUUUCUCCAAGCAACUCAUUAUGCUCCUUGAAGCUCCCGUUGCAAACCAAGGCGUUCGUUUUUUACAACUAGCCCCUGGCGAAUUUUUCUUCACAUCUCUCAAGGUAUCUGGAUAUUGUGGACUUCUGUUAGGAAGCCCGAUAAUCCUAUACGAGAUCAUAGCUUUUACUCUCCCAGGUCUGACCAAGUCAGAGAGAAGUUUUCUUGGGCCAAUUGUACUAGGAUCUUCGGUCCUUUUCUACACAGGCAUCGUAUUUUCUUACUAUGUUCUUGCACCAGCAGCCUUGACUUUUUUUAUUACUUACGCUGAAGGUGUCGUCGAGUCGCUUUGGUCUAUCGACCAGUACUUCGAGUUCGUCCUUGUCCUCAUGUUCAGCACUGGCUUGUCUUUCCAGGUUCCAGUGAUACAACUGCUUCUAGGACAAGUUGGUUUAGUUUCGUCAGAGCAAAUGCUGUCAGUGUGGAAAUAUGUAGUUGUAGGUUCAGUUGUUGCAGCAGCUGUACUAACACCAUCGACCGAUCCUCUUACACAAAUGCUACUAGCGGGCCCACUUAUGGCUCUUUAUUUGGGUGGGGCCUCCAUGGUCAAGCUCCUUGGACGAUGAUCUUGAUUUUACUUUCCGUUGCGUACGUUAAGACCAUUGUUCGUGCGGCUACGAAUAUGAGAGUAGGUUGCAUUAUUGUAUAAAAUAUAGGUUUGGUUCACAAGUCCAUAUUGUGCUUUCAAAGAAUUCUUUUUGUUGUAUACCUCCACUUGAAGAAGAUAUAUUAUAAACUCGUGUCAACUUCUCUUUCAAUACAUAUCCAAGUUUCAACUUA